UACGGAGUAGUCAUUUAUUGAACCUAGUUAUCGUAACGGAGUAACCUCAACCCGGCCCGGCCAAAGUGGCAAAGUGGCUCCGUUUAAAAAAUGGUUCCGUCAAGUGUAGAGGGGAAAUCUUGUGUUAUCAUCAUUAUCAUUCAUAUUGUCCUGCUUCUUGGUAUAUCAGGGCUUCUCGGGGGUCUUGCACUAAAUAAGCUGAAGCAUCACAGAGAUGUCGUUGGGAAUCUUAGUGGAUUUGCAGCAUUCUCGCUUGGAGUAUCUUACCUGUUAACCGUGAUUCUAGCACUUUGGUUUUGGUGCUACAAAAUAAGUGAAGAAACCAGGACUGCUACACGACGCCUCACGUUGGCAACGAUGUUGUUUCUUUUCCUCACAACGGCGGUAUCGACGGUAGGAGAGAUUAUGCUGGUGAAAGUAAAAAAGGGAAGCAAGAAUUCUGUAGGUCCUUCUGGAGCAAGUGGGAUCUCUGAUCACAUGUUGAAAACCUACUUGAUCGUUGUAGUGUGUUGCUGCUCUUUCCAAGGGAUUUAUGCCCUCGCCAGUUUUUUUGACAUUAGUUGCAUUCGUGGUGCUGUGUUUGACUCCGAUUAUACCCGACAUGGUCAAUAAUAAAAUCAUACUCCGUACGUACUGUAGGUGUACUACUAAUUCAUGAAAUGAUGAGAACACGUGAAAGAUACACUACGUCAUUUCAACUCUUAUUGUAUCACC
Messenger RNA from Cuscuta epithymum, 714 nucleotides. NCBI's taxonomy places the organism in Eukaryota, Viridiplantae, Streptophyta, Magnoliopsida, Solanales, Convolvulaceae. The record is from the annotation of a GenBank genome assembly.